Mycena citricolor is the source of this 757-nucleotide messenger RNA. Lineage: Eukaryota; Fungi; Basidiomycota; Agaricomycetes; Agaricales; Mycenaceae. The record is from the annotation of a GenBank genome assembly.
GCGUUCGGAGAAUGGUCCGCCUCUGUCACGUCGCUUAUUGUCGUGGCGUUGCUCGGCUUGCGUUGAUGGGACAGUGGUGUAUCGGGGGACAAUAGCAGGCUCUGAUUCCUGGGCUCGGGCUUGUUUUCGCGCAGAGACAGUGUCGUGUUCGGCUGAAAAUGCACAGAAGAGUGAUUGGAAAGGGUUGGGGAGGGCGGUGUCAUGAUGGAAGAACCAUCGUCUGUGUGAGUGGGGGAGCUGGGAAGGACGUCUAGAGACCCGCGAGUGGCUACCGACGGAGUACGAGGAGACAAAAGGCCGUCCGAGGGGGAGAGGGCCUGAGCGGGGGAUAAAGUGAGACGUGGGGGGGCAUGGUCAUCAGAGACGUCGAGCGAAAGGUCGGUAGUGACGAUGGCGGGGAUAUUAUGGUCGUCAGAGGGCAUGAUUGUAAAGAGCGCGAGCACUGCGAAAUGAACCUCCACAGUAGAGGUAGCCGGGUUGAUCAGCAUAGCCCCCCCCAGCCCAAAUCGGGCAACAAAGCUGUAUAUCCCCGAUCGGGACAAAUACGGCAUCACGACCUUUUGCAAGCGAGGAGGCACCAGUUGUACUUUUCUUCUCUACCACUACAACAUACAGGAGAAUCCGCCCUAUGCGCUGUCUGUGUCUCCAAUCUUGCAGAACAAGCAAUGGGCUUUUGAAUUGAGCGGAUGGGAGAGGGAACUGUGGAGCUCGAGCUGUCUGGACUAGGAGCACUUCUUCCGUUCCUAUUGCUCCUCAA